Messenger RNA from Durusdinium trenchii, 1122 nucleotides. The record is from the annotation of a GenBank genome assembly. Lineage: Eukaryota; Dinophyceae; Suessiales; Symbiodiniaceae.
AUGAAGGCCGAGGCCUUCGCGUGCCCACGCAGUGACCGGCCGAGCUGGCUGGUGGGGGGCACCUUGCUCUCGGAGGGGGAACAGCUGCCGUUCCAGAUGUCAGCCUCCAGCAUCAGCGGCCCCAGCUCACCGCAGAGGGACAGGGCUUACGAGCCGAUCCUUUUCCCCUUCGUCCGCGAGUUGGAGACCGAGACGCUGCAGAUGUUAGGUUCGGUGCCGACGUUUGCCUUUGGUGGGGUGCAGCACGUGAAUCGGAUUAGCCAGACUGCCCCGGUGCUCGUGGCGCCUGCGGAGCCGUUCACCUUGGCGGACAUGUUGACCUUGAGUGGUCUCAGCCGUGCUGCGAAGCUCCUGGACAGCCCUUUGACGCGUUGGCCGGUGAAGGCGGCAGGCAGCCAAGGCCACUGCAACCUGUCGAACGCAGGUGUGGGAUGUGUUUUGAAGGAGCCUGGAAGUGCAAGGGUGGACUUCGGCUGGGAAGCUGCGAGUGCGGGAUCUCCACAAGCGAACAACAUGAAGCGCCACGGCCGAGACGCGGGAGGCAACCCCACUGCCACAGGAAGCAGCCCCUUUGCGAAGCACACUCAGGCACGCCGCGUUUUGCGGAGCCCAGGCGACCCACCCAGCCAGCUUCGCGUCUUCGGGGAGAACGAGGUGGCUGCGCUCCUCCACCAGCUGCAAGUCCGAAGGAAUGCGGGCGAGCCAGGUGUGGUGCGGCGAACGCUGCGCGUGGUGCGCAAUGAGACCUGGCAGAUUCCAGGUGGCUUCUCAGUGGAUUUGGUGCUGAUCCAUAUUGACCGUGUGGACAAUUUCGAAAAAAGCCUUCCGGAGGAUACCUAUGAAGAGCUUAAGAAAGGCUUCAGCGGGUGCUUCACCAGCUUCCCGUUUCUCCGGCCGAAAAUCAGCUCCGUCGAACAAGGCAGCGCCGCCUUCAGCGUCCGGCAAGCGAACCUCCUCGCCGCGCUGGCGGAGUACCAUGUGCGCUAUGCCUCGUCGCUGCUUCGAAGCCUGAUCCCCAAUAAAGGACGGAUUCCGGUGCAACCGCAACCGAUGCUCGAGAGGAGCGGGAAUAGCCGCCCGUUGCUGAGCAGCGGCUUGAACAGCGACAUCCACAAGGUCUGA